Penicillium soppii is the source of this 1263-nucleotide messenger RNA. Its product is annotated as putative proline-rich, actin-associated protein Vrp1. The transcript has 2 exons. The record is from RefSeq and is a predicted model, not a curated record. Lineage: Eukaryota; Fungi; Ascomycota; Eurotiomycetes; Eurotiales; Aspergillaceae. Gene Ontology annotation, molecular function: actin binding. Bases 1 to 1263 code for a protein of 420 amino acids.
AUGCCUCCACCACCACCUCCUCCUCCCCCGCCGCCGCCGGGAGGGUUGGGCGGCGUUCGUCCCCCGCCUCCUCCAGGAGCUCUACCAAAAGCACCUCCCCCAGGAGCGGCUAAAGAUCGGGGCGCACUUCUUUCUGAUAUUCACAAGGGCGCCAGGCUAAAGAAGACCGUCACCAAUGAUCGAUCAGCGCCUGUAAUUGCAGGAUCAGGGGGUGUUUCGGCAGCUCCCCCUGUUGCGGGUGCACCACCUGUACCCGGUGCCAGGCCACCCCCAACCGGGCUUGCGCCGCCUGUGCCUUCCGGCCCAGCCGCGAAUCGGCUUCGAAGUAACAGCGAAGGGGUGUCUGGGUCAGAUAGUGCGGCUGGUGCAACAGCGCCUCAAUUAGGGGGUAUAUUUGCUGGUGGAAUGCCCAAGUUGCGCAGUCGUGGAGGUGUCGAUACGGGUGCCGGUCGAGACUCGCCAUAUAUGUCUGAUGGUGAAGCACGCAAACCACCUACCGCAUCAGCCCCCAAACCUCCUACAGCACCCCGGCCUCCUGGUUCAAGGCCGCCUCCACCUCUUCCAACAACAGACUUGCCGCCUGCACCGCCUAUCAACCCUUUGGUGGCUGGCCUGAAAAAGCCUCCCCCAAGACCUGCUUCAAGACCUUCUUCCACAGUGUCCUCAAUUGUUCCAGAUUCGCCUCCUCCUCGCGCACCUCCUCCACCUCCAGCGCCAGGAAAACUUCCACCUCCGCCUGCAUCAAGAAAACCGUCCGGUGCCCCGCCACCUCCACCAGCAGCUCCCUCCAGCCGGGCACCUCCUCCCCCGCCGGCACCUUCACGAUCAACACCUCCUCCUCCAGCCCCGCCAGGACCUCCACCGUCAUUUGCUGCCCAGGCUGCUCGCUCUGCUUUGGGACAUGGUUCGCCCGCAGUGCCUCCCCCACCACCCCCAUCAGCUGCUCCAGGUGCUCCCCCACCACCCCCUCCAAGUACACUGCCUGUAGGACCUCCAUCCAGUGAGCCGGCAUCUAGACCUGCUUCACACGAACCUUUCGCCGCGUUAGAUCCCAGCGCUUAUACGCUCAGCAAUGGCGGUUCACCUGCACCGACCUCACGAAGCCCUUCAGCACAUGGCCCGGUUCAAAUAGAAGACACACGAUUCAAGUUCCAAAGUGAGGGUUUGCUCCCCAAACCUCGGAAGUUCAUCGGAGGGGACCGUCGAUACCGCGCUGGAAGGGGUAGCAGUGUUCCAUUGGACUUGAGUGCUUUGCGAGGUUGA